Messenger RNA from Cuscuta europaea, 3067 nucleotides. NCBI's taxonomy places the organism in Eukaryota, Viridiplantae, Streptophyta, Magnoliopsida, Solanales, Convolvulaceae. The record is from the annotation of a GenBank genome assembly.
GUUCUAGAUUCUUCGGGUGUGGAUGAUUACCAACCAAACCAAAGCAGCAAAAACCCUUGUGUGCCCUAACAAAACAAUUUCAGACGUAUUUUGUUUUCAUGGGGGAAGUGAAUUUUCAGAAGAUUUGAGGACUUCCCUCCCACACUCUAAAUUUCUUCACUUUCCCGCCGCGGCUCACCAUUACUGUCAUUUCGCUCCCAACAAAUUCAAACCCGUCUCGACCCUUCGACCUCUGCAUCUAGACAUACAUUCAUGUGUGUACAUGCCCGGGCUGCCAGACGACGGGUUUGCUAAUAAACACGGUUGCAUCUUUGCAUCGUGAAUAAAUCAUCUAGAUCUCCUUCCAAAUCUAGUCGGUUUGGUGAACUUGGUUUCUAGGGUUUGAUCUACGUUUGCGCAGCUCUCGUCUCUGUCGGAAAACAUAUACUUGGGCAUGAAGAAAAUGGCUGAUUCAUUCGGGAAGUUGGGCAUUUGAGUGGUUAGUGUAUUUAUUAGUAUUUUUAAUGGAGUGCAACAAGGAUGAAGCAAUCAAGGCCAAGGAGCUUGCGGAGAGUAAAAUGCAAAACAAUGAAUUUGAAGGGGCCCAUAAAAUUGCAAUGAAAGCCCAGCGCCUUUAUCCAGAACUAGAUAACAUUAACCAGUUGCUGGCCGUCUGUAGUGUUCAUUGCUCAGCCAGAACCAAUAUGUUAGGAUUGGACAAGGACUGGUAUGGAAUUCUCCAAGUUGAUAGAUUGGCAGAUGAAGUGACCAUCAAGAAGCAGUACCGAAAGCUUGCACUUGUCCUUCACCCUGACAAGAACAAAUUCCCUGGUGCAGAAGCUGCUUUUAAGCUUAUUGGAGAGGCAAAUCUUGUGCUCUCAGACAAGACAAAGAGAUCUAUUUAUGACAAUAAACAUAAAUCAUCAGUCAGAGGAGGUCCUUCUGUAAAACCGCGGCCACCUUAUCCAGUCAACCCCCCUGCCCCCAGGUCAAAUUUUGAGUCUAACGGUCUCAAUAAUCAGUUCACCGCCCCAAACCAUCACCAAAAGGCACAAACAACUUCAUCUGUUGAUGAAAUCUCAUUUUGGACUAGCUGUCCUUUCUGUAGUGUGAGAUAUCAGUAUAGACGAGAGAUAGUGUGUAGAGCUGUUCGCUGCCAGAACUGUGCAAAACCAUUCAUUGCAUAUGAUAUUGGGUCUCAUAGCAUUUCAACUGGUUUUGGUGCACGUCAACCUAGUCAGCAGACUUACAAGCAAAAAGUGGUUCAAAAUCAAGGAUCUGCAAAACCGACUGCAAAUCCAUCCGCAGUUCCUCAGUAUCCCCACCAACAAGCAGGGACACAGAGAGGGAAUGCUUCUCAGGUGUUUAAGGAUUUGAGGAGUAAAGAGAAACUUAAGGUCAAUGAAAGUCCACAAGACUCAAGAGUUAAGAGCAAGAAAAGGGGCAGGAAACAUUGUGCAUCUGAAUCAAGUGAGAGUUGUUAUUCAACAAGUAAUGAUGAGUCAGAAGAUUUUGACAUUGAAGAAAAGGAGAGAAGUCCUUCUGGUGUGCAGAGAGUUGGUGUUAAGCAUGACAAUGUGAGGAGAUCAUUUCGGAGAAGGCAGGAUGUUUCAUACAAUGAAACUGAGGAUGAUGAUUUCCAUUCGAAGCAUUCAAAAUCUGUUCCAUACACAGAAGAUGUAGCGCCUCCUGAAAGCCUGCACAAAGGAAAUACUGAUGCAGAUGAUGCCACUGGCUCAACCUCAAAUGGUUCCAAAAAGGUUGAAGUUAUUAUCGAUUGCGAAUCAGAUUCAGAUCUCAAUAAUGUUGAUGAUUCGGUUCAGACAUAUACAUACCCUGAUCCAGAAUUCCAUGAUUUUGACAAGGACAAGGAAGAGAGUUGCUUCGCAGCUGACCAACUGUGGGCUUGUUAUGACACAGCUGAUGGAAUGCCGAGAUUCUAUGCUCACAUAAAAAAGAUAUAUUCCCCUGAAUUCGCCAUACAGUUCAAUUGGCUUGAGAUACAUCCUCAUGACAAGCUUGUUAAUGAUUGGGCUGAUGCUGAAUUACCAGUUGCAUGCGGCAAGUUCAAGCGUUGUAGAAAAUCUGAAAUAGUUUACGAUCGUGUAUCUUUCUCCCAUAGAGUGCAGUGGGCAAAGGAUAGGAAGGGUGCAUACAUCAUAUACCCUAGGAAAGGGGAGAUUUGGGCCCUUUUCAGAGGGUGGGAUAUCGGCUGGAGCUCCCAGCCUGAAAAACAUCAGCACUUCAAUUAUGAAGUCGUGGAGGUUCUUUCUGAUUAUGUUGAUGAUGUGGGGAUUAGAGUUGGAUACUUGAAUAAGCUGGAUGGAUAUGUCUCUCUCUUUCAGGGUGGGACUGAUUUGUCUGGUUCAUCUUUCUUCAUAAAGCAGAAUGAGAUUUACAGAUUCUCCCACAGAAUUCCCUCUUUCAGAUUGUCUGGAACUGAGAGAGAAGGUGUGCCAGCUGGGGCUUUUGAACUUGACCUUGCUUCUUUACCUGAAAAUCCUGAUGACCUUUGGUAUCCUCUCAAAGGCAUGGUGAGCAGAAGCAGUAAACCGAGGACUCCUAGCAAGGUUGGCACAUGUAGCUCCUCCAUUGACCCCAAAGAAGUUAAUGUUGUUGAGGACUUUGAGAUGGCAAAGGCCGGAAAAUCACCAAGGCCCAUAAAUGUUACCGAGAAGAAAUGAAAAGCAAUCCAUUUAUCUAUUGUAGCCAAGGUGAUCUGUGUGACAUCAGUUCAGAAUUCUAACUCCUUAGAAAUGGCGGUGGUGGUGGUAAGAGUUUGAAACUUAACUCAUCGUGAUCAUGCAAAAUAUGCUUGUUAGACCGAAUGUUAUCUUAUGUUGGGGUUGAUGUGAAGUAAACUGUUUAACUGGUUGGAUUCUAGCUAGCUAGCUACUUGCUAGAUAGUAGAUGUAUUAUGUGUAUGUCUUUUGCUUUUAGGACAUGUGCUUUUGUUUCCAGGGCUUCGUUAUGGCUAUCCUUGUAAUGUCACUAUGGGAAAUUUGAUUUUUAACCCUCUUGCAGGAUAUUUUUCAUAGCAUGUUUUUUUUGAAAUUAUUUUUCCUAGCAUGUUAUUCCCCAUUCUGAA